Molecule: messenger RNA, 2225 nt
Organism: Thlaspi arvense
Lineage: Eukaryota; Viridiplantae; Streptophyta; Magnoliopsida; Brassicales; Brassicaceae
Source: the annotation of a GenBank genome assembly
CCGUUUUCCAAAACAGCGUUCUGCUGCUCGACAAUAAUCCCCUCCUCUCUGUCUCUCUGCUUUCCGAUUUCGUCAAUCCAUCAUUUUCUGAAUUAUUUUGCUUACUGUUAGGUUUUUUUUUCUUUCCUUUGUAUAUGUUUUUGCGUCGUCUCUUCUCCAUUGGUCCUCUUGCGUAUACGUAAGACAAUGGCGGUUCGGUCCACGGGGAGGAAUCUAUCGUUUGAGAUUCUCAGCCGAAGCAGCUCCUUUGAGGAUGAUUCAGUUCCUUCAAUUCGCCGAUCCAGCUCAGAUCCGAUUAGCGGAAACGAGGCUACGGAAUCGCCAAGGGACAACGGGAAACGAAGGAGGCACAGGAAGAAGAAGAAGAACAAGGCGACCGAAGUCGAAACUAUUCCGGAGGAUGGCGAUUCUUAUUCAGCGGCGAUCGCCAACGGUUCGUGUGGUUUUUCCGGUGAUUUUGGGAAUUACGAUAUCGGUGGAGAACGGGCGAGUUUUGAAAACAGAUUGAAUUACUUUGGCGGUGGCGGGUGCGUCGUGACGCAGACUGUACACCAAACUGGGUUCAAUUUCGGCGAGCUGAGGCAGAGGAACGUCAAUGGCAGUAUCGACGGGAGUAACGAUGACCGAUUCUCUGACACGGUGACUUCCGAUAAGAAGUUUUACGCGGAGGAGACCAGUGCGGAGCUAAGCUCCUCCGAGAACCCACCGUUUCAAGAAGUGCAGAAUCAGUUUCCGAGAAGCGAGACCAAUGGGAAUGCAGUGAAGAGACUAGACACAGAAGCUUCUCUGGACUGGAAACAGCUUAUGGCGGAUGAUCCUGAUUUUCUUUCUGCUGAGACAAGGUCACCUAUGAAGUACUUUCUGGGGGAGAUUUAUGGUGGGAUCUCGUUACGGAGCACAACGAGUACUGGGAAUGAUACAGAACGCGAAAGAAUAUAUGAUACAAUCUUCCGCUUGCCAUGGCGAUGUGAAGUGCUUAUAAAUACUGGCUUUUUUGUCUGCGUCAACUCAUUUCUGUCAUUGUUGACAGUCAUGCCAAUAAGAGUCUUGCUGACUUUCUGGGGUGCUUUUAAGAGCAGGCAGUUCAGGAGGCCUUCCUCAUCGGAGCUGUCUGAUCUUGCUUGUUUUCUAGUUUUGGCUUCUGGUACCAUUCUUCUUGGGAGAACAGAUAUCAGCCUAAUUUAUCACAUGAUUCGUGGUCAAAGUACCAUAAAACUAUAUGUGGUUUAUAACAUCUUGGAGGCAAUUACUUUGUCAACUUGUAUCGUUGCUCACAACAAUGCUUUGUUGGCCCUUCUGGUGUCAAAUAACUUUGCUGAGAUCAAGAGCAGUGUCUUCAAGCGUUUCAGUAAGGACAACAUUCAUGGUCUUGUAUAUGCAGAUUCGAUAGAGAGAUUUCACAUAUCGGCCUUCUUGGUGUCUGUUUUGGCUCAAAAUAUUCUUGAGGCUGAAGGUCCAUGGUUCGGAAACUUUAUCUAUAAUGCUACUAUGGUCUUCUUCUGUGAGAUGAUGAUAGACAUAAUCAAGCAUUCAUUUCUUGCCAAGUUCAAUGGCAUCAGACCUAUAGCGUACUCUGAGUUUCUUCAAGCUCUCUGCGAGCAGACUUUGAACAUUCGCCCGGAAGAUAGAAAGACAAAUCUCACAUUCGUUCCCAUUGCACCUGCUUGUGUGGUUAUCCGAGUAAUGACUCCAGUAUAUGCAGCACACUUGCCGUACAGUCCUCUCCCAUGGAGAGUGUUGUGGAUGGUCCUCUUAUUUGUCAUAACAUAUAUAAUGCUCACAAGUCUCAAAGUUCUCAUCGGCAUGGGACUUAGGAAACAUGCGACUUGGUAUAUUAAUAGAUGCCGCAAGAGAGACUCCUCCCAUCUACACAACGAUUAAGCCCUGAUUCUCUUAAAAACUACAGUAAAUGAAGAAAGGUUUGUUGUAUCCAGUGGUGUAACAUCUCAUCAGGAGGAUGCACUGUGCAGGAGAGUGAAUCAACUUUUACAACUUUGUUUUUCGGUUUUAAGAUCAUCUUGGUGAUCUUUAUAUACAUGUUUAUUAUUCGAUGAAGCGAUUUUGGUAUCGUUAGGCAAAUAUGUACAAAGAGACCUCAUGGAUUUGGCAAAACAAAAGCUGUCAUAGGACAAGUAGCAACACUCUUCUUCAUUACAGGACAAUAAAAAUUAGUGAUACUCUUCAUACCAUUUACUCUUAACUUGUGACAUUAAUGUGAAUCAAAG